AUCAAAAAACCCAAACAAACAAGUUCUCACACUUGAAGAGAAGCAGAAGCCAUUGGAGAAGAGAAGUGGGUUUGGCAAUGUCGAAGUUAUCAGCUUUGGGAUGUGAACCAGUGACUGGUAACCCGCUUGCUCCGAAGAAAAGAGACUAUAAAGUCACCAAUCGCCUCCAAGAGGGGAAGCGUCCUCUAUACGCCGUCGUUUUCAACUUCAUCGACUCCCGCUACGUCAACGUUUUCGCCACUGUUGGUGGCAAUAGGGUUACCAUUUAUCAAUGUCUUGAAGGAGGUGUUAUUGCUGUUCUGCAGUCUUAUGUAGAUGAAGAUAAGGAUGAAUCUUUUUACACUGUAAGCUGGGCAUGCAGUGUUGAUGGUAACCCAUUUGUUGUUGCUGGAGGAAUCAAUGGUAUAAUCCGAGUCAUUGAUACUGGCAGUGAGAAGAUACACAAGAGUUUUGUUGGCCAUGGGGACUCCGUAAAUGAAAUCAGGACUCAAACGUUGAAGCCAUCACUUGUGAUAUCUGCAAGCAAAGAUGAAUCUGUCCGGUUAUGGAAUGUUCAUACUGGAGUGUGCAUUUUGAUAUUUGCUGGAGCUGGAGGACAUCGUAAUGAAGUCUUAAGUGUUGAUUUUCAUCCGUCUGAUAUGAAUAAAAUUGCCAGUUGUGGCAUGGAUAAUACUGUAAAGAUAUGGUCUAUGAAGGAGUUCUCGAGCUAUGUAGAAAAAUCAUUCACGUGGACAGAUCUUCCUUCUAAGUUUCCUACAAAAUAUGUGCAGUUUCCUAUAUUCAAUGCUACAGUUCAUACAAAUUACGUUGACUGUACUAGAUGGUUGGGUGAUUUUGUCCUCUCAAAGAGUGUUGACAAUGAAAUUCUCUUGUGGGAACCUAAAGUGAAGGAACAAACUCCAGGGGAGGGUGUAGUGGACGUCCUUCAGAGAUACCCUGUUGCAGAGUGUGACAUCUGGUUCAUCAAGUUUUCUUGUGAUUUCCAUUUCAAGGAAGUUGCAAUAGGCAACAGGGAAGGGAAGAUUUUUGUUUGGGAAUUGCAGUCAAGUCCUCCUGUUCUUGUUUCAAGGUUGUCUCAUCUUCAAUCAAAAUCUGUAAUCAGGCAGACAGCUAUGUCCUAUGAUGGAAGUACUAUUUUGUGUUGCUGUGAAGAUGGGACAAUAUGGCGCUGGGAUGCUGUCACAAACUCCUCGGACUAAACUAUCACAAGCUAAUACCAGUUUGAUGUGCAAGAUGUGGUUGAACAUGAUGCAUUUAGGGUUUAUCGGAUUAACUAUUGAUUAACUUGAGUAACCAAGUUUAUUGCGUUCACCGUUUAUGUAUUGAAAUUUUUUUUCAGUGAAAAUGUUCACAUGAGAUGGAUGUGUUACUUGAUAGAUGUGAAGUGUGAACCAAGUUUAUUGCGUUCACCAUGGAUGUGUUUUUAAAUUUAGUAACACAUCGCUUAUUUUUUAUGUCAAACGCACCCCACCCGAGGAUUAGUGGGUGCUUGUUUCACUUACUUAAUGUUACUCCCUCCGUUCCUA
Lotus japonicus is the source of this 1526-nucleotide messenger RNA. RefSeq names its product polycomb group protein FERTILIZATION-INDEPENDENT ENDOSPERM. The coding region runs from base 78 to 1199 and encodes 373 amino acids. The transcript has 13 exons. Lineage: Eukaryota; Viridiplantae; Streptophyta; Magnoliopsida; Fabales; Fabaceae. Gene Ontology annotation, biological process: negative regulation of transcription by RNA polymerase II. The record is from RefSeq and is a predicted model, not a curated record. Gene Ontology annotation, cellular component: ESC/E(Z) complex. Gene Ontology annotation, molecular function: protein binding; nucleosome binding.